CUUAUAUGCACUCAACACAUUUGACAACUCUUUCAUCUUUCAUCUUCCCUUAAAGUCCUAUAUUUCGGGUAUCAAUAUUUCUUCAAAAUAUAUAUCCCUCGAUCGAUCGAGGCAACACACACAUAUAUAUAUAUAUAUAUGGAGUGUGAGAGAUCAUCGUCGUCCACGUCAUCAGAAACCGGAGCAGUCAGGCACCGUCGUACGUCGUCGUCGUCAGUCUCCACCGUGACGAGACGAAUGUACGAGUGCACUUUCUGCAAAAGAGGUUUCACAAACGCACAAGCUUUAGGUGGUCAUAUGAACAUCCAUCGACGUGACCGUCUCAACAAGGCCAAGGUGCAAAACGAUGCUGACGUGGCACUCUCGCAAACUCAUAGAUGUUUCCACGUGGCGUCUGACCUUGGAGGCUACGAGCAAGUAGACUCCGUCGUGUUGAGGACGACGACCUCGAACUACAUCCAACACUUACGAAUCGGCUCGAUGGCUACAAGGAGAGAAAACGUCGUCGUUGAAGGAAAUGAAAUCGAUUUGGAGCUGCGUCUUGGCUUAUGAUCAUCAACUUCUUACCCUCUAUAGAUGUAUAAUAAUACGUUUUUUUGGUGUAUAUUAUAUGGUUUUCGAGGUUGAUAUAUGUAAUCUAGGAAAGCGUAUAUGAGACUAUAAUAUGUCAAGGUAAGAUAUUUUUGGUGGGUAUUUAUUUAUGCAUGUUUUGUGAUCUAUCUAUGAGAUAUAUAUAAAUCUUUUAUCUUAUAUCAUAUUAUUUUCAUUAUAGUUUUUUUCCAUAACAUAGUGAAAUCUGUCCCAUAAUUAAUUAAUUGUCCAGAUCUUCGCAUUCUAUAU
This is a messenger RNA of Arabidopsis thaliana (thale cress), 840 nucleotides long. Its product is annotated as C2H2 and C2HC zinc fingers superfamily protein. Gene Ontology annotation, biological process: regulation of DNA-templated transcription. The record is from RefSeq and is marked reviewed. NCBI's taxonomy places the organism in Eukaryota, Viridiplantae, Streptophyta, Magnoliopsida, Brassicales, Brassicaceae. The coding region runs from base 139 to 552 and encodes 137 amino acids. The transcript has a single exon. Gene Ontology annotation, cellular component: nucleus.